GAAUAUUCAUGAGGUGGGCGAGGUCCUCUUACUCCUCCAUCUCCAUUGCGCUUGAGCGGAGCGGACAUGUUUACUUCUGCAAGCACGAGCCGAGCGCACGCGGCCACAGUAAUCAUCGUCAUCGCCCUGCAGCUCGCUCUGUGUGUGACACUCGCUCAGAUCAGUAUGGCCAACAAGAACGUUUUGCCCAGCAAAGAGCUCUCUCUGAAGGGCAGGGAGGAGAAAAUGGUCGUGGCAGCAAAGCAUGCCGCCAAUGGAAACCCCACAGUGGAGCCAUUUUCUGAUUGCAUGGAGAUGGUCAUGUUUGGUAUGGGCUGUUUCUGGGGAGCAGAGAGGCGUUUCUGGAAGAUUCCUGGAGUUUUCUCCACACAGGUGGGCUACGCUGGGGGAUUCACACCUAACCCCACCUACCAAGAGGUGUGCUCAGGAUUAACUGGACACACCGAGGUAGUGCGAGUGGUGUUCUCUCCUAAAGACAUCAACUUAGAGAAACUUCUGCGAGUCUUUUGGGAAAGCCAUGACCCCACUCAAGGAAUGGCUCAGGGGAAUGACCAUGGCACACAGUAUCGUUCUGCCAUCUACACAUACAGCGCAGAACAGCAAGAGCUAGCCAUGAGGAGCAAAAACAUAUAUCAGGAGGCCCUGACUAAGAAAGGUCUUGGUGCGAUCACAACAGAGGUCCGAGAGCACACAGGUUUUUACUAUGCUGAAGAUUAUCAUCAGCAGUACCUGCACAAGGUGCCUAAAGGAUACUGUGGGUUAAAGGGCACCGGUGUCACCUGCUCUAUUGGGGGAGAGAAAAAUGAACUCUGACUCAGGACAUGCAGACAUGAUUGUCUGCUGUUUUAAAAUAGAGAAGAGAUGUCUGUUGCUAUGUUUAGAAUGGAAUACUAGCUUAGAGCUUUCUGCAUAAUGUGUAUUAUACUCCUUGUUCUGUCAACCUUUUAAAAAGUAGCAUGCGUUAUACGAGAAUGAGAAAUGUUUCAAACAGUAGUAUGCUACAUUAUUGUGUUAAGAUGUGUUUUUUGUUUAAUUCAGCGAUUGGCAUCUAGUUAUCUCAGUAAAAAAGAUUGCUUUGUUUUUCCAGUUUUGUGUAAAAAUUUCUAAACUCCUGUCAUUCUGAUCAAAUAAUUAAAAGAGGCAAAAAAUUAUAGCUUUUUUAUUCAUUACAUGAAAUGAAGGGUUAAGUCAAGUUCAUUGUAUUGUGGCAUACGCACAUGCAGUGUGCUUUGGGUGUAUACUGCAAAUGUACUACUAAGUAGGUCACCUGGUCAUGCUGUAUAUACAGAAUAUUUGCAUACUGUGCUCAGCGUACAUACUGCAGGCAGCCAAAUAGAGUAGUAUGAUUCUGAAAAUGGCCCGUUUGUGUCUCUCUUGUUUCCCUUUGAAGCAAUAAAAACAUUUUGUAAUCCAUGUGAAUUAUUAUACAUAGCUGAGAGUACUUGUGUUGCAUUUAUUAAAGUAAGACACUUCAGUGAGUGUAUUUU
This is a messenger RNA of Xyrauchen texanus (razorback sucker), 1487 nucleotides long. It is a transcript of the gene msrab, whose product is annotated as methionine sulfoxide reductase Ab. Gene Ontology annotation, cellular component: cytoplasm. NCBI's taxonomy places the organism in Eukaryota, Metazoa, Chordata, Actinopteri, Cypriniformes, Catostomidae. Gene Ontology annotation, biological process: cellular response to oxidative stress. The transcript is spliced from 6 exons. Gene Ontology annotation, molecular function: peptide-methionine (S)-S-oxide reductase activity. The record is from RefSeq and is a predicted model, not a curated record. The coding region runs from base 67 to 813 and encodes 248 amino acids.